Molecule: messenger RNA, 1306 nt
Organism: Hydra vulgaris (swiftwater hydra)
Lineage: Eukaryota; Metazoa; Cnidaria; Hydrozoa; Anthoathecata; Hydridae
Source: RefSeq, a predicted model, not a curated record
AUCAAUAAAUAAUCCGUUUCUAUUAUGCUAAUUAUGUAAAAAAUGCAUGUAAAUAAAAAAACAGUGAGUUUUUUACUUUCUGGUAGAACAUGAAAAAAAUAGGAAAGUCGUUAUCGUUUCGAAGUGGCAGCUUCUAUGAUUUAAAAUAUGACCAGAAACUUGACACACAAAAGAUUAUUGCAAGUGGUUAUUUUGUUAAAUCUCCACCAAAUGACAAAAUCAGAACUCAAGUUUCUAGAUGGCAACACCGUUGGUUUGUUUUAUAUAAUGUUACACCAGGUUUUGAGAUUUACUACUAUAAAAAAGUUAAUCAUCAAGAGGAUGGUGAAGAACCUUUAGGUAAAAUAAAGCUGCACAAUGCUAGCGUUACUUCUCAUGUGGGACAUUUACGUUUUAGUUUUGUUAUAAUUCUUCAUACAGAUGAACGUGUAUGGCAUCUUUGCACUAAUGAAAAGGAAACCUACAACACUUGGUUCGAAAAAUUAAAAAUGUGUUGUCCCGCAAGUCCUAUUUUUGUAGAACCAAAGUAUAGCUUUUUGGCAUACGAUUGUAAUGAAGUAUCAGAAAUGGAAAAUAUUUUAGAUGAAAUUUCACCUCAAUUAGACAAAACAUCCUUAUCACCAAAAGAAAAUACUUUCCAAAAGUCUCCUUUUGUUUCUUCAUCAUCAGGUCUUGAUAGCAAUGAUCUUGUUGAUCCACCUUCACCUACAGAUCCUUCGUCUAUUAAUCAGUCUAUGGAGUUAUCGCCAAUAUUUGAAGAAAAUACUCAAAGUUACCAAGACUCGAUGGUAGACGUUCGAUAUGAUAAAAGUAAUUUACAUUUGCCUUUGCGUUUUUCGUCAUUUACAAGCAACAUUAUUCACGACGAUAUAUUCGGAAAUAACCCUUUUCAAGGACCAAAGUUGCAAAAGAAAAUAAAUAGCAAAAUGUCGAUUAGUAGAUCCUGCAAUAAUCUUCUAGAUGCAAUCGAUAAAAAUAACAACACUUUUUAGUUUUGGAGUUUCAAGUAAUAUAGUAAAAAAGAAAUAAUGUAAAGAAAACAAUGUAAAAACAAGACUGUUAUUAUAAAAAUGGUUAACAUAAAAAGUUUAAACGUAAUAUUUAAAAUAUUCGUUUUAUUAAAAUUAAUGUUGUGCAAAUGUAAUUUGCACAACAUUUUUCCAAUUAUUUUUCAAAAUAUUUUUUUUAUUAGAAUGUUUUUCAUUUAAAAUCUUUUUCAAAUUUAUUUUUAAAUAAUUGUUUUAUUAGAAUAAAUGUUGUUACAUUUGUGCAAAUGUAGUUUUUCUGAUUAAAUUUUAACUUGAAA